ACAAACAACAAUGCUGCAUCUACCACCGCAUUUAUUUGUGACUUAAAGUCUUCAAUCAUCGAUUCGACCAAGGCUUCCCAAAAAGUUAUCCCAACCAAAAGUCCAUUCACCAGACAUCGGAAUCUAAGAUCCACCAAACCUUGUUUAGUCGGAAUCUGAAAUUUUCCGAAACCUAAUUCUCCCAAUACUCGUAUAAUCCGAAUCUCCAUCUCUUUCUUCUUUCUCCAGGUUGUUUCAGUCUUCGAAGAUGGAAGCUGUUCCGGAUCAAGACACUAGUAUAUGCACUCACUGUGAUCGGGCUGUCCCUGUUGCAAAUAUUGACUUGCAUUAUGCUCAUUGCUCUCGGAAACUUGAAAAAUGCAAAAUCUGUGGUGAUAUGGUUCCCAGAAAAAAUGUGGAGGAUCAUUAUUUAAACACACAUGCACCGGUUUCUUGUUCAUUAUGCAAUGAGACAAUGGAGCGUGAUAUUUUAGAUAUCCAUAAAGGUGAAAAUUGCCCUCAAAGGAUUGUCACUUGUGAGUUCUGUGAGUUUCCAUUGCCAGCAAUUGAUCUGGCCGAGCAUCAGGAAGUAUGUGGGAAUCGAACAGAACUUUGUCACAUUUGUAACAAAUAUGUUAGACUUCGUGAAAGAUUCAGCCAUGAAGCCCGGUGCAAUGGCAUUAUCCAAGAUACUUCUGUGGGCUCUUCAAGGAAUGUGAGGGAAACCGAGGGAGAUCAAGGAGCUAGAAGAAGGCCGCAGAAUGACUUCUCAACUAAACGCCUUCUUUUCACUAUAGCCAUCACCGGUAUUGCUGUCAUACUGGGAUCUUUUUUUCUACAGAGGAAGGCAGAGCCCAGUGAUGUGCAUUAGCAACGAAACCAAAACCUUUUAGGAUCUUGCAUUUUCUGUACAAUUCAUUCCCCUGCACCAGAAGCCGUGUGAUAUAUACUUUUGCUAAUGUAGUAGAAGUGGAGAACACAUCGGCAUUGUCAUUAUAUAAAAUAUAUUUAGUUAUAUGCUUCAUUUUGUUGAAAAUAUUUCAAUAUUUCAGGAGAUUUUCUGUUCCUUUUUAUUCAUUCUGAUGGUAAUUUCUAGAAAUGGAACGCUCUGCUAAGAAUUCUGUUAAAGAAUCUUGACCAUGUGUGAAAGGUCAUUUGUCAUCUCUCUUUCUCUGAGUACUACAUAACAAGGAUCCAAAACAUGGCUGUUCAUUACAUUUGGAAGAUCUCCUUUGACAGAAUCAGAGAAAGAAAUAUACGACAGAAGAUGAUAAUCGUUAUGUACAGAAUAUAUAUUACUGUCGUUCUGUCGCUUCCCUUUCUUAUAUAUUACUGUACUGUUAGAAGUAGUUAAGUGGAUCGGUCCGUAUGUUAAACAGGUUGGAUAAGUCGUAUUUGUGAAAUAAAUUGUCUUUUUUA
Molecule: messenger RNA, 1398 nt
Organism: Vigna unguiculata (cowpea)
Lineage: Eukaryota; Viridiplantae; Streptophyta; Magnoliopsida; Fabales; Fabaceae
Cellular component (GO): mitochondrion
Source: RefSeq, a predicted model, not a curated record